Messenger RNA from Vicugna pacos (alpaca), 2930 nucleotides. RefSeq names its product growth factor receptor bound protein 2 (gene GRB2). The record is from RefSeq and is a predicted model, not a curated record. Gene Ontology annotation, molecular function: protein binding. NCBI's taxonomy places the organism in Eukaryota, Metazoa, Chordata, Mammalia, Artiodactyla, Camelidae.
AGUUCUCGCGGGACCCGGACGAGGAGCGGAAGCGAGGCGGCUGUGCUGCUUCGGCUACCGGACGGCGGCGGCGGCGGCGGCGGCGAAGACUGGCGGUGACGGCGAAGGGAACAGGAGCUGCCCUCGAGGAGCAGCAGCGGGGUCGGCGGCCGCUCGCACCGCUGCGGAGGGGCUGGCCAGACGCUGAGCGGAGCAGCUGCGCCACGGGUGGCAUUGUGUGUCCGGAGUGCAGGAGCGAGUCCGAGAAGAGAGGCGAGGCUGAGCCCAGAGCACUGGGUUGCUUCAGCCGGGAAGACUCCCUUCCCCCUGCUUCGGGCUGCUGAGCACUGAGCCCCGCUCAGAAUGGAAGCCAUCGCCAAAUAUGACUUCAAAGCUACCGCAGACGACGAGCUGAGCUUCAAAAGGGGGGACAUCCUCAAGGUUUUGAAUGAAGAAUGUGACCAGAACUGGUACAAGGCAGAGCUCAAUGGGAAAGACGGCUUCAUCCCCAAGAAUUACAUAGAAAUGAAACCACAUCCGUGGUUUUUUGGCAAAAUCCCCAGAGCCAAGGCAGAAGAAAUGCUUAGCAAACAGCGGCACGAUGGGGCUUUUCUGAUCCGAGAGAGUGAGAGUGCGCCUGGGGAUUUCUCCCUCUCUGUCAAGUUUGGAAAUGACGUGCAGCACUUCAAGGUGCUCCGAGACGGAGCUGGAAAGUAUUUCCUCUGGGUGGUGAAGUUCAAUUCUUUGAAUGAGCUGGUAGAUUAUCACAGAUCUACAUCCGUCUCUAGAAACCAGCAGAUUUUCCUCCGGGACAUAGAGCAGGUGCCACAGCAGCCAACGUAUGUCCAAGCCCUCUUUGACUUCGAUCCCCAGGAGGAUGGAGAGCUGGGAUUCCGCCGGGGAGACUUUAUCCACGUCAUGGAUAACUCAGACCCCAACUGGUGGAAAGGGGCUUGCCACGGGCAGACCGGCAUGUUUCCGCGCAAUUACGUCACCCCCGUGAACCGGAACGUCUAAGAAUCGAGAUUAUUUAAAGAGAGUGGAAAAUUUUAAACACAUACAAAAGAAUUAAACCCACAAGCUGCCUCUAACAGCAGCCUGUGAGGGAGCUCAGAACACCUGGCUGGGUCACCUGGUGACCUCCUCUCACUUUGGUUGGAACUUUGGGGGGGUGGGGGGGGAGUUGGAUAUAACAAUGCCAAAACUUACCUAUAAAUUAAGAAAAGAGUUUUUAUUACAAAAUUUUCACCGCUGCUCCUAUUUCUCUUCCUUUGUCCUUUUUUUCAUCCUUUUUCUCUUCUGUCCAUCAGUGCAUGACGUUUAAUGCCACAUAUAGUCCUAGCUGAUGCCAAUAAUAAAAGAGAAGAAACCAAGUGGGCUGAUAUUUUCUCUAUGCAAAAUGUCUUGAGUCGGAACGACAGGAGAACAGCCGUUCCUGUGUUCCGCGUAUAUACACACAAAAGGCGAGGCGGGGGGCCUUGCUGUUGAGCUUCUGCCAGAGGAAGAUGGGGGCGAGCAGGAACCUGCCCUGCAGCCCCCCAGCCCUGCUGGUAUAUUUGGUCAAAGUCCGACGGAGAGAAGGGGUGACGGGGGAGUGGUGCCCCUCAGGCGUCCUGCGAGCCAGGCCCCAAGCUGAUGUCUCUUCCACUGUCUUCCCUUUCCAGUGGUGUUCUCCAGCAUGUUGUUUCUCAUAGUGCCUUUUGCCUCAUUUCAAGGGUUGCUUCUGAGUGGUGUUUUUUAUUUGUUUUGUUUUAAAAUAAGUUAAAGACAGUCAGCCAAUUUGUCUCCUACUCUGUGUAAAUAUUUUCCCCUCGGGGGAGGGAAAGCAGGGUAGAGGAGACUGAAGUGAGGGUGUGGGCGUCCUGCCGUGCAAAGCCAGAGUCUCUCAGCUUUAAUAUCCGUCAGCCCUUCCUGCCCCCCCCCCAAGUUGAAGGGGCCAGAGCCCUGGUAUCUGGAGUCGUUACCCUGGAGCGUAGUGUGACCCAGUUGCAACGCCUCCCCCCCUUAACGCCUGCCUGGAUCCGGCUGAAAGGGGGUCAGGGUUCUUGACCUUGUGGUCUCAGGUGUUGUCCGCCCCCUCCUUAGCCCCAGUGGCCCCCAGGCGCCAGGCUAGUGCCAGCAAGUUUCAGACACAGAAAAGCCCAAGGAGUUGAACUGUAUCAGAUUAUACCAUGUUUCUGCACUGGGGGGAAAAUGUGAGUUUUCACUUUCUUUUUUUUUUUUUUUUGUCCCUGAAAGCUAGAGGUAUCUGUUCAUGGCUCUCACCUUUUGUGUCCCCUACCUGACCUGCCCAGGUGAGCUUAGGGCAGCAUUCAAGAAGCAGCCUGGGUGAUUUUUCAUGUCCCUGUUCACAGCGGGCUGUGUUCAUAGCUGCUCCACCCGACCCCCUGAAAAGGAAAUACCUCCAUGAAGCAGGGACACUUGGAAGGAAGGGUUGCAAAUCUAGGAAGACUGCAACCAUUGCAAAGCUCUUUCUGUCUGCCUCCUGUCGGCUUCUUGUCCCUUGUGGUGAUGUGCCUGCGAACUCUCCCCUCACCCCGUCCCCUUCCCGCAACCAAAACGGGGCCACCAGGACUUGGUGACAGCCUUUGGGUUCUGAAGUGGUCGGUCAGCGUCCCACGGGCUGUGGUCAUAGAGCCGGACUUGGCCGGGAGCAUUGGGAGGCCCCGGAGGCUAGAGCAUCGCCUCUCCCGCCCCCGCUCUGCUAGCUUCUCCUUUCUUCGCUGAUGAUAAAAGGAAUCUCUGGCAUUCUACACCUGGACCAUUUGAUUGUUUUAUUUUGGAAUUGGUGUAUAUCAUGAAGCCUUGCUGAACUCAGUUUUGUGUGUAUAUAUUUAAAAGAAAAUCAGUGUUUAAAUAAAAAGACCUAUGUACUUAAUCCUUUAACUCUGCGGAUAGCAUUUGGUAGGUAGUGAUUAACUGUGAAUAAUAAACAUACAAUGAAUUCUUCA